UCGCCCGAGCAGGGGAUGCUGCUGGGCGAAGACUCGGCCGUCAAAGUGCUUUGGCCAACGUUUGUCACCGCGGACAACCACGUCCUGACCCUGAUGUCCAUGGCGGCUCGCAUCUACAAGCACCCCAGCCUGAAAAACUCCAUCAACCUGGUGGUGGUGAAGGUGCUGGUGGUGGACGAGGCGACGGCGGGGCCGGAGGUGUCCGACAACGGCGGGCUCCCCCUGCGCAACUUCUGCAGCUGGCAGCAAAGGUUCAACCCCCCGAGCGAUCGGCACCCGGAGCACUACGACACUGCCAUCCUGCUGACGAGACAGGACUUCUGCGGACACCAAAGCUGCGACACGCUGGGAGUGGCGGAUAUCGGCACCAUGUGCGACCGCAACAAAAGCUGCUCGGUGAUUGAGGACGAGGGCUUGCAGGCGGCCUACACCCUGGCUCACGAACUGGGCCACGUGCUCAGCAUGCCCCACGAUGACUCCAAGACCUGCGAGCGGCUUUUCGGGCCCCUCGGCAAGCACCAUAUGAUGGCUCCUCUUUUCAUCCACUUGAACAAGACCCAGCCGUGGUCCCCUUGCAGCGCCAUGUACCUCACCGAGUUCCUGGAUGGAGGGCAUGGUGACUGCUUGCUCGAUGCCCCGGCCGACCCCCUCUCCCUGCCCACCGAAUUGCCCGGCCAAGGAGCCCUGUACAGCCUGGACCAGCAAUGCCAGCAGAUCUUCGGCAAGGACUUCCAGCACUGCCCCAACACCACGGAGGAGGACAUCUGCGCCCAGCUCUGGUGCAGGACCGGCAGCGGGGAGCCCCUUUGCCACACCAAGAACGGCAGCUUGCCGUGGGCCGACGGCACCCCCUGCAAAGCCGGGGGGCUGUGCUGGGACGGCCGCUGCGUGCCGCAGGAUGCCCUGAAGCCCCAGCCAGCGGUGGAUGGUGGCUGGGGCCCAUGGAGCCCCUGGGGCUCCUGCUCCCGGACCUGCGGCGGCGGCGUGCAGUUCUCCUACCCCCACUGCGACAGCCCCCAGCCCCAGCACGUUUUCGACAGCCCCAAGCCCCAGCACGGCGGCAGGUACUGCGAGGGCCAGCGCGCCAAGUACCAGUCCUGCCACACCACCGAGUGCCCGCCGGAUGGCAAAAGCUUUCGGGAGCAGCAGUGCGAGAAGUACAACAGCUACAACUUUACAGAUCUGGAAGGGAAUCGCCUGGAGUGGGUUCCCAAGUAUGCGGGGGUCUCACCCCGAGACCGAUGCAAGCUCUUUUGCCGAGCCAAGGGGAGGAGCGAAUUUAAAGUCUUUGAGGCCAAAGUGAUCGAUGGGACGCUGUGCGGACCGGAGACCCUCUCCAUCUGCGUCCACGGCCAAUGCAUCAAGGCUGGCUGCGAUCAUGUAGUCGGGUCCUCCAAAAAGCUGGACAAGUGCGGGGUGUGCGGCGGCAAUGGAUCGACUUGCAGGAAAAUAUCCGGCUCGCUCAACCGAUCCAACAUCACCAGUGACAGCAUCACCGGGCAGAGCCAGGCUUUUAGUCCCAAACACUUCACCCGUUUCAAAAGAAAGGGAGCAAAGGGAAUUUCCCACCAAGACUUUGCCAUCUCUGCCAUGGAGCAGGAUAUCCUCAUUAAGGGGACCAUCCUGAAAUACAGCGGUUCCAUGACGACCCUGGAGAGGCUACAGAGCUUCCGACAGCUCCCGGAGCCCCUGACUGUCCAGCUGCUGACCAUCGCCAGCGAGAUCUUCCCACCAAAAGUCAAGUACACCUUCUUCAUCCCCAAGGACGUCCCUUUCAGCAAGCAGAAAGGCAAAGAGAAGAAGUCGGCCAACGUCAUCCGACCAAUGCUGACCUCCCAAUGGGUCCUGGGCGACUGGUCCGAGUGCUCCAAGACGUGUGGCUCCGGCUG
Fulmarus glacialis (Northern fulmar) is the source of this 1889-nucleotide messenger RNA. RefSeq names its product ADAM metallopeptidase with thrombospondin type 1 motif, 8 (gene ADAMTS8). Gene Ontology annotation, biological process: extracellular matrix organization; proteolysis. The transcript is spliced from 10 exons. The annotation marks the transcript as partial. Gene Ontology annotation, molecular function: metalloendopeptidase activity; zinc ion binding. The record is from RefSeq and is a predicted model, not a curated record. NCBI's taxonomy places the organism in Eukaryota, Metazoa, Chordata, Aves, Procellariiformes, Procellariidae.